This is a messenger RNA of Silurus meridionalis, 1388 nucleotides long. It is a transcript of the gene tada1, whose product is annotated as transcriptional adaptor 1. NCBI's taxonomy places the organism in Eukaryota, Metazoa, Chordata, Actinopteri, Siluriformes, Siluridae. Gene Ontology annotation, biological process: regulation of transcription by RNA polymerase II. The transcript has 8 exons. Gene Ontology annotation, molecular function: transcription coactivator activity. The record is from RefSeq and is a predicted model, not a curated record. The coding region runs from base 210 to 1238 and encodes 342 amino acids. Gene Ontology annotation, cellular component: SAGA complex.
UUCUUUUUCACAGAGACGUAAAGGAAGCCUGAACGCUCUCCGGGUCACGUGACCCCGGUUUUAGCCAGGCAGAAAUAUAUAAAAGAAGUGCGGUGAUAAUUGAUAUCUGUUCGUAUAUGCGCGGUUUACGGUUUCUCGGUAUAUAGUGUGGUGAGGCUCGGCGGUAUCCGGUGCGCUCUCUCUCUCUCUCCCCCGCUUUGUUCGGCUCGAUGGUAGGCGCCGAUGUCGCCAUGGCAGCUCACGCGAGCGAACUGGAGCUGGCGAAGAAGAACCUGACUGAUGUGAUCGGGGACAACAUCAAACAUUACUGGGCGAAUCUAAAGCUGUGGUUCAAACAGAAAAUCAGUAAAGAGGAGUUUGAUGUUGAGGCCCGUCGACUUCUGGGACACGAUAACGUUCACGUGCACAAUGACUUCCUGUUGGCCAUUCUCACGCGUUGCCAGAUCAUCGUAUCCACACCAGAGGGUCCCGGCUCGCUGCAGUGGUCCGGCGGUUCUGCCUCGAAGCCCGCCAAGCCCAAAGGCAAAAAGAAAUUUUCCUCCGUGCGCCAGAAAUUUGACCAUCGCUUCCAGGCUCAGAACCCACUGAGCAGCGCGCAGACGUUCAGCCCUCGUGAGUCUCGAGCGGAGGAGGAAGAGAUGAUGAAGCUCAGUGCUCACACGCUCUUACUGCCCACUAGGGGGCAGCUGGAGGCUCGCAUGAUGGUGAGCGCCUUCGAGAUGGGUCUCGACAACGUGACCGAGGACGCCGUGAGCACUGUGGUGUGCGCACUCAAGGUGCAUUUGAAAGACCUGCUCACUGCAGUGGUGUCGAGGAGAAAAGCCUACCGUCUGAGAGAAGGACAUUUCCAGUACGCGUUUGGCAGCGACGUCGCACCACAGCCGUACCUGAAGAACAGCCUGGCAGCGUAUCACACCGUCACUGAGUGCCCCCCUUCCAGCGCCUCGCUGCCGGCUGCUCUGCCCUCCAGGGUGUCUCCAGACGAUGCCGAACAGCAGGCUGCUUUCCUAUUGGCCUGCUCUGGAACCAGUGCCCCCGCCCCUCUGCCUCCCAUCAGCAUCUACGACCUACUGGAGGCUCUACAGGUACACCGGAGCGCGAUGCCCUCUCACACCAUGUACGCUCUGAACAUGGAGCGCAUCCUCGCCCGCCUCUGGCACCCGAGUCACGAGGAGCUCGAGCAGGACAACAUCCACAGACAGCGUCUAGCCGCCAAGGAGGGUCUGUCACUCUGCUGAGGCCACACCCAUUUUUUUCUGUCCUACAGCUGGACUGCGUACGGACAGUGCAGACUUCCACAUCUUGUUUGAAUUUAUACGGUUGAUGCCUAUGUGCUUUUGUUAAUAUAUUUUUUUUAUUAAUGAAAUACAGUUCACAUUUUCACUGCA